Molecule: messenger RNA, 1216 nt
Organism: Ochotona princeps (American pika)
Lineage: Eukaryota; Metazoa; Chordata; Mammalia; Lagomorpha; Ochotonidae
Product: chymosin-like
Exons: 9
Coding region: 7-1155 (382 amino acids)
Biological process (GO): proteolysis
Molecular function (GO): aspartic-type endopeptidase activity
Source: RefSeq, a predicted model, not a curated record
UCCAGGAUGAGGUGCCUUGUGGUGCUUCUUGCAGUCCUUGCUCUCUCCCAGGGUGAGGAGAUCACCAGGAUCCCCCUGCACAAGGGGAAGUCUCUGAGGAAGGCCCUGAAGGAACGUGGCCUUCUGGAUGACUUCCUGAAGAAGCACCAUGAUGCGCUGAGCAAGAAUCGCUUCGAUGCUGGCAAGGUGGCUAACGAGGCCAUGACCAACUACCUGGAUCUUCAGUACUUUGGGAAGAUCCAGAUCGGGACCCCACCCCAGGAGUUCACCGUGCUGUUCGAUACGGGCUCCUCAGACCUCUGGGUGCCCUCCAUCUACUGCAAGAGUGAAGCCUGCAAAACCCACAAACGCUUUGACCCAGCCAAGUCUUCCACCUUCAAGGACAUGGACAAGCACCUGUCCAUCCAGUAUGGCACGGGCAGCAUGGAAGGUUUCCUGGGCUACGACACUGUCACCGUCUCUGGCAUCGUGGACACCCACCAGACUGUGGGUCUGAGCACCAAGGAGCCUGGCGAUGCCUUCACCUACUCGGAGUUCGAUGGGAUCAUGGGCAUGGGCUAUCCCAGCAUCACCGCUUCCCCUUACUCGGUGCCUGUGUUUGACAACCUGAUGGACAAGCACCUGGUGGCCCAGGACCUGUUUUCGGUUUAUCUGAGCAGGACUGAAGAGGGUAGCAUGCUCACGCUGGGUGGCAUCGAUUCCAAGUAUUACGAAGGUGAUCUGCACUGGGUGCCUGUGACCCAAGAGGGAUACUGGCAGUUCACCCUGGACAGGGUCACUGUGGACGGCGAGGUGGUGGCCUGCAAAGAUGGCUGCCAGGCCAUCCUGGACACUGGCACGUCCUUGCUGGUUGGGCCCGACAGUGACAUCCGACAUAUCCAGCGAGCUAUUGGGGCCACCGAUGAAGGAGAUGGCGAGUAUGUCCUCAACUGCAAGAAGCUGAGCAGCAAGCCCACAGUGGUCUUUGAGCUCAAUGGCAAAAAGUUCCCGUUGUCACCCUCUGCCUACACCACCAAGGAUGAUGAUGUCUGCUCCAGUGGCUUCGAGGGUGAGCUUGGUUCCCAGCUGUGGAUCCUGGGAGAUGUCUUCAUCCGGGAGUACUACAGUGUCUUCGACAGGGCCAACAACCGCCUGGGUCUGGCCAAGGCUGUCUGAUGGUGCUGCUGUGAAACAUGCUGUUCCCAAACACAUGCACAUGGGUACGGGCGAGUGGCCU